UUUUAAUUCAUUGAUUUAUUCCUUAACUUCUAUUGGACAAAAAUACAUUCUGACAGAUGUCACCAUUCGCCCCGCCGUAUCGUCGUCCGGCGUCUCGUCGAUCGGCGACUACCUAAUUUAGGUGUAAGGCUCCAAGAUACCGCCGGCGACAUGCUUCAGACGAGCAUCAUCCCAAGACGCCUGACUCCUUCUUGUGCCUGGACCGUAUAUCACCGCACAUACGUGAUUCCGCAAUACCCAACCAUGAGUAUAAUUAAGACAACCUCCGCUGCUGUUGUUGGACAUCUUACUCACUUCACUAAGUUACAAGUCUUCUUUACAACCCACAAAUUUACGUAUUCCAUCAAACCCCAGAAAAUCUUCUUAAAAUAUAUUCACAAUGAAGAUCGCCGUUGCUACUCUUUUGCUUGCCACACUCGUCUCCAGCACCAUUGCUGCGCCCGUCAACGACCAAGCUCGUGACGUCGCCGAAAUUGGCGCUUCGCUCGAGGACGUGCAGGCUCUCUUCCAUGGCCAGGAGAACGACGAUACUGAUUUCGACCAGCUUGAAAAGCGUGCCGUCCUUGACAAGCUCAGAAAAGCCCCUGGUGGCGCGAUUAAUGCCAUUACCAUCGCCGACGAGAUCUUCGAGGGCAUCAAGAAGGUCUUUGAUGACUUCAAGAAGAAGCACACGAAGAGCAAGAACCCGCCCAAGAUUGCCGACAAGCCAGUUCAGGCUAAGCCUGGACAGACUGCUGGUGGCCAGCCAGCUCAGCCCCCCGUUGCUGAUGCCAGCCCUGCUCCCCAGGCUUAAAACAUGACUUUAUGACUUUUAUAUUGGAAGGCGUUAUUGGAUGGGUGGGAAACGUACAGUUAUAGGCUUGGGCAUUGACAUUUUAGCCAACAGAAUAAGAAAAAUACAUUCAUCUCUCUUCACAUUAUAAUACUGGGCUCAGAUGGUGACAAUUGUAUAUACAUUUCAUCUAUAACAAGAAGUUAUCGACUAAUAGCUCCAUACAGAAUAUCUCGACAGAACCAGAGACACUGAUAGGCUUGCCAGCGCGAGAAGCACCAGAAGACUCAACAAUCCAUUGUUUAAGUCACGCGCCAAUACAACACGUAAACCUCGUCAUUAUCAAGUCUGACUAACUAUUUCACCUCUAAAUUGCUUCUUUUAUCUCCAUCGUUAUCGCUUUUCCCGGAGUUCGAGAUGGACAGGGCGUCCCUUUAGACUCUCCGAAGUCGGCGCACCAGAUAAGCUGCGAUAUGCCCCGCGAUGUUCCGGAACGGCCCACUCCUCCCCGGCUACCUCUACGCCGACAUCGCCUAGUAAGGCGCAG
This is a messenger RNA of [Torrubiella] hemipterigena, 1319 nucleotides long. NCBI's taxonomy places the organism in Eukaryota, Fungi, Ascomycota, Sordariomycetes, Hypocreales, Clavicipitaceae. The record is from the annotation of a GenBank genome assembly.